Mesorhabditis spiculigera is the source of this 309-nucleotide messenger RNA. The record is from the annotation of a GenBank genome assembly. Lineage: Eukaryota; Metazoa; Nematoda; Chromadorea; Rhabditida; Rhabditidae.
AUGUCGGGUCGAAAAGUCAGUUUCGCAGCUCUCCCAUUUUCUGGCUGGAGAAGGAAGAGCAGCGCACGGAGGAGAGAGUCCCGACGUUGGAGGGAGCCAGCGUCCAAAGCACUACGGGCCUCUCAGGUGGAGAUGAAGUCAUCUUCCUUGCCCGAAGACGAGAUGAACACCCGAGCCAUGCAGUUACUUGGUGACGCCCUGGACAAAGAUAUUGGUAUUGAAAACGAAAUCGCCACCUGGAUGAAGACGCAGUUCGAGGCGAAAUAUGUCUCCAAAAUCUCCGUGUUGCUCUUUCGAUGCGAUGCCGGA